Ictalurus punctatus (channel catfish) is the source of this 2573-nucleotide messenger RNA. Its product is annotated as E3 SUMO-protein ligase ZBED1-like. The record is from RefSeq and is a predicted model, not a curated record. The transcript is spliced from 2 exons. NCBI's taxonomy places the organism in Eukaryota, Metazoa, Chordata, Actinopteri, Siluriformes, Ictaluridae. Bases 424 to 1683 code for a protein of 419 amino acids.
UUCAAUAUCAAUAUAUAUCGCGAUAUAAAUUUUUUCAACAACGGUGAUAUGAUUUUUAAACACAUUUCCGAUAUUUCGAUAUACAUUAAAACAUUUGUCACUGACUGACGUUCAGGGCGCAGGAGUCAGUUCGUUGUAUUCAAGCCGAGGAGAAUGAGCAGAACACAAUUAGCUACAUGCGUGAUGACGUAAACCACAGGCACGCAGCCAGUGCUCGGCAGUGUUAGGCUAAGCUCCAACACGGCAAGUUUUAACUAUAAAAUUAGUACCCCUGACCGCAAUACAAAUGUGACUGAGCGAGCUUCCACAAGUGAAGACAAAGCAGACGAAAUAGUCGAUAAGAGAGGAAAGACUAAUUCAGUGGUAUGGAAGUGGUUUGGCUAUCUAAGCUCUGAUAAACUUCAGGUUUCAGUGCGCUGCAAAAUGUUCCGGAGAGUGGUGCCAACUAGCAGCGGGAACACAUCAAAUCUGUUCCACCAUCUGAAGCAGUUCCACCCGAUAGAAUAUUCUGAGAGUCAGAAGAUGAGGCAUCAUAAAGGUUUAAGCCAACCUGUCUCUGAAAUAUCACCGCGACCCACAUCCCCAUUACCAGCUGUGUCAAAAGAGAAACCGAUGCAGCAAACGCAGAUCGCUGCAUUCAUGCCUCAUGACAUUACUAAGGCUGUCACAAACUUUUUGGCUAAGGACAUGAUGCUGUUUAGUACGGUAGAAAAUGUGGGCUUCAGGAAAAUGAUGUCCGUCAUCGACCGCAGAUACGAGCUCACUGGCCGGAAAUAUUUUUCCCGCCGAGCUAUACCUACACUUUACGGUGAAGUUAGGGAAAGGGUGCAGGAGCAACUGAAGUCAGGGUCAUAUUUUGCAACCACAGCUGACCUGUGGUCAAGCCUGGUUUACUUUCCCGAGGAUCACACGGGCGAAGCAAUUGCAGCCGGACCUACGGACGCGCUCGCCUCCUGGGGACUCAGCGAGGAGCGCCAGGUCUGCAUCACCACAGAUAGCGGGACCAAUAUCAUCAAAGCCGCUGAGUUGAACAGAUGGAGAAGGCUACAAUGCUUCGGGUACCGACUGAACUCCGCUAUUGAGAAAGUUCACCAAGACAAGCGAGUGGACAGAGCAGUUGGGGUCUGUAAAAAGGUGGUGGCUGCCUUCUCCUAUUCCUGGAAGAAGAAAUGGGACCUUGCAGCUGCUCAGGAGGAGUAUCACUUGCCACAGCACAAGCUCAUCAGUGAAACCCCAACAAGAUGGGGCUCCCGUCAACAAAUGGUGAGGCGGGUUCUAGAGCAGAAACGGGCCAUCACAGAGGUCCUCUCAAAAGACAAGAAGACCAGGUCGCUGGUUCCUACUUGGCAAGAUGUGGACGUUUUAGAGUCUAUAGAUGCAGCUCUAAGCCCGCUCCUUGAAUUCACCAAUGCCUUGUCCGGUGAGUCCCAUGUCAGUGUGUCAUUCCUAAAACCAGUGAUGCAUCUCUUCAACACCUCCAUCUUAAAGGAAGCAGAGGAUGACACAGACCUCACCAGGACCAUAAAGACAACAGUGAUGGGAUACCUGAAUGAAAAGUAUGAUGACCCAGCCUCAGAUGAUCUACUUGACAUGGCAUGCCUCGUUGACCCAAGAUUCAACUUCAGUACACUCAGGAGGAGAAGAGAGAAUACAUCAAAGAGAAAGCUGUGUUGGAGAUGCUGAAGGGAGAGAGAGCUGUUCUGGUAAGGGAAGAGGAGUCCAGAGAAGACGUCAUGGGAGAUGCUUCUGCAGCAGUGACACCAGCCAAGAAAACAAAGUGGUCUCUGGCUAGCUUUUUUUCAAACAGGUCCACCAGUACCAACACAGAAGGCUUGAGUGUACAGCAGGCAGUAGAGAGGAAGCUCAGCAACUACCUUCUGUCUCCAGAUGCUGACAAUGACUCAAAAUCUCUGGAUUGGUGGAAAGUCUCUCAUAAGAACUUCCCCAGAGUAAGCCAACUGGCAAAACAUUACUAGUGUAUUCAAGCCACAAGCACCCCCUCUGAGAGGGUUUUUAGUACAGGUGGCAAUAUUGUCACAUGUAAAAGUGCAUCUUUGAAGCCAGAUAAUGUAGACCAGCUUGUAUUUCUUGCCAGAAACCUCUAGAGCCUGUCAUAGGGUGUCAUCAACCCCCAACAAUGUCCCUGCCCCAGCAACACGUGUAGUUGUUAUUGCUCACACUUUCUGUUUUCUUCAGCAUCUCUCAUUUUUCAUAUUUUUUUUAUCCUGGCUGAAGCACUUUAAUUUCAGUCUAUAAGAAUAAAAUAAACAGCCUAUGUUGUAGUUUAAAGUGAAAGAUAUCAAUAUUGACAAAGGUGAGAGUUUUAUGUUUAUUUGACGGUGAUUUCACAUUUCUUGUUUGUAUGAAGGUUAAAUUCAAAUAAAAGGUGAACGUUCAUUUAUUUGUGCCAUUUUUAUUUCUAAAUAAUUAUAUAGUUUUAUAGGAGGAGAAGAUUACAGAAGUUUGAAGGUACAGACAUCUGUUGUGGGCGUCCUUGGCAGUUUUUCUGAGGAUUUAUAUUGUUCAUAUCGUAUCGACUGAAAUUAAGAAAUAUAUCGUGAUAUACAUUUUGG